AUGAGCGAACCACGCCGUUCUUCGAGAGCCAAUAAAGGCCAGCAUAGUGCCAGAGAUCUUCUGGACCUAUACUAUGUACCGGAGAUAGAGACCGAAGAACAGAACAAUGUCAAGAGAAGAAAAGUCAUUGACCCGAAACUUGUGAUGGGCAAUGAUGACGAUUAUGAUUACGAAGAUAUUGCAGCCAAAUCUGAAGAGGGUGAAGUUCGAUGCGACCCUUGUGGCACGACAUCGGCCAACUAUAAUGAAGAAGCUGACGAGGGAGGAGUGAUGAUUGAGUGUGAAAGUUGCCGCACAUGGCAACACGCUCAGUGUAUGGGAUAUGAAAACGAAAAUAAUAUCCCCUUGUCAUACACAUGCAAUCGAUGUGCUCCCCAGAAGAAUCGAAAAGUUGAAAAGGGUGACAAGAAGAAAAUUGAAGAAAAAGAAGUCGCUAAAGAAAAAGCGCCCAAAGAUAAGACUAGGACCAAUGUCUGCAAAGCAUUGUACAAUGUCAUCCUAAAAAACCAAACCGCAGCCGGUGUUAGCAAGGACGAAGAUGCAUACCAUUUGGCCGAGCGAAUGGAGGAGGCAAUAUACGUGUGGUCAGGCACCACAGACAAGAAAUACAUAGACAAGAGUAGAAGCGUAAUGGCCUUGGUGAAGAAACCUGCUGUUCUAGCGAAAGCUGCACAAGGGUCGUUAGCGAUGUCAGACUUGGUACUGUUGCCUCCUGAAGAGAUUGACUCUGAACUCAAAGAUUACGCCGAAAAAGUCCGCCAGGAGCUGAUUCGUCGCUCUGUUAUUACGGUGGAGGAAGACGCAGGGCAGCGUAUUCGUCGUACGCAUAAGGGAGAAGAAAUCGUGGAAACAUCGUCUAAUAGUCAUACUGAUGACGCUUUUAAUGUUGGUAUUAUGGGAAGGAACAUUGACCACCGCAAUUUUGAAAAAGAAUCUUCCCCAAGCGUCAUCGCAACAAACACAAAGGGCCCUAACUUGUACCAGUUGGAUGAUGAGGACGAGGAUGACCCGGGUAUUAAUGAUUCAAGAGAAGAAAGUGAGAAAAAGGACGACGACAGUGAUGAUGAACUAGAUUUUAUUUUGAAGGGUAAGAAAGAAACAUCCCACGAAGAGCAAAAACUGGAACCGGAACGCAAACUACCUCCAAUGAUGCCUGUUCAAUUUUGGUCGGGCUCUAUAGUGUUUCCUGACUUCGUGGAAUUUCAAGCUAAAGCAGAAUUUAUUUCAUGCACCAACUAUAAGAAGCCUGAGGACGUGACUACAGUAAGCAUACAUAACCGGGCUAUACGUGUCUGCAAAGAGAUGUUUGAAAAGCUGAAAUAUCUCAUCGAGGGUCGCCUCGAUCGAACCCGUGCUGACCCCUACUUGUCGCAAGUGGCAUCUUCUCGAGAUUUUUAUUUGGUGCGUUUGCUGAACAACGAUAAUUCUGAUUACGAAAAGUUAUUCGAAUAUCUUCUUUCCAAGAAGAAGGUUGGUGUUUUGUCAGACCGCGCCGGUUUCGUAAAAGAUGCCUAUGUUUUUGCUAUCGAUGGUAAUAUUCCUCCGUACAUGGACUUUGGUCCAUUAGAUAGAGGCUUGUAUGCGCUUUUCGUCGUGAAGAAGGACUAUGUUCCUGUUGGCAAAAGUAUAUUGAAAAAGUCGGUGCUGCCUCCCCAAUCUUCGGCACCGCCCAGGAGCUUGGAUAGCAUUCUUUCAAAACUUGGCGGCUCAGCGCAAUUUUCUAAUCCACAUAUUCUGGGUCAGUUAAACCAGGAACUCAGCCCCAAUCAAUACCAAUAUGUGUCCGAUAUGAUGAACCAAAAUCCACAGAUGCAGAAUAAUCCCCAGGCGCUUUUGAACUUGCUUCAAAAUAGCCAAUCUGGCUUCCACUAA
This is a messenger RNA of Clavispora lusitaniae ATCC 42720, 1872 nucleotides long. RefSeq lists its product as uncharacterized. The record is from RefSeq and is a predicted model, not a curated record. NCBI's taxonomy places the organism in Eukaryota, Fungi, Ascomycota, Pichiomycetes, Serinales, Metschnikowiaceae. Gene Ontology annotation, biological process: DNA-templated transcription.